AUGCACAGCGUCAAUCCCUACCUUUCAGCGAUGUCGUUUAAAAGCACGGACUCCAGAUUUGAGGUAACUUUACCGCCGUCUCACUGCGAAGCGCUUCAGGGUAUAAACAGGCAAGAAAAACCCAAAACCACUACUGUACCCCAGACGAACCAUCCGCUACCACUCAGUGAUUAUGCGCAACCCAUUGUCCGUAAAGCCGGCUUGGUUAAAGCGUCAACAAGUAGUGUUGUUUCCCAAUUCCGUGCUGAGGGUAGUGUUAUGGAGCCGGUACAUGCUCUCCACACUUGUAUUCGUCAUUUCCUUUCACAUCCCGAGGUGUACGGCAGCGAUGUACGUGCUAUGCUAGAUCGAGAACUAAUGUACGUUAUGCGUGUGAAAGCGUCGGAAAGCGCCCUGCUGACAUCCACCACCGUCCCUGUUUCCAGCGUAUCACUCCCUUCCAUUGCCAACACGGUGCCGGAGAAUAACAAAGUCGGUACUUCUUUCCUCGGUAAAUGUUCCAAUUGGGUGGUCACGCCACGCUCCGUAGAUGCGGCGGUAAACUUGGAUGCGGCGUUUGGCCCCAACGGCAUGUUUGGGCUCGGGAGCGCGAAGCUGGUUGAUGGAUCCACAGGACUAUUUUCACUACUUGAACGAAAUAGAAAUCUCCUGACAAUUCAGGAGCGGCAGCUGCCAAUGGAAGAUGGCGAAGAGAAGGGUUCGCCCUCGACUAUGAGUCCCUUGAAUGAUUGGGAAGAAAAGAGUGUAAAAACCGAUGGCGGACGUUAUCGCGAAAAGUCUCGAGUGCAUUUUUCCGUCAAUACGCAGUCAGGACCGGAUGUGUCCAGUGAAUAUGGAGCAAAGUUGCUCAUUGAUGGUGCAGGAUACGAAAUAUCAUUUCUCAGAAGUCAACUUCACCAAGUCGAGGCGGCGUACAACGCAAAGUGUAUUCGCCUUCAUGAGCUACAGCAGGAAAGUAAUCGGUUCGCGACUGAGCUAGAGAGUUUGGAAGAGAGAAAUCGUCAACAAAAUGCAAAGAUUAAUGAGCUGAGUCAACAGGUUGAUGGUCUAACACGCGAGGCGGAGCGGUGGAAACGCCGUGCUAAUGAAAUUAACAUUAAUGAAAAGGCUCACGGCGGGCGGGGUCCAACAGAUCAAACACGCCGAAUGCAGGCAUCGCAGUACGUAGAGCUCAAGAGGGAGUAUACGCACAUGUCGCAGCUCUGGAGAGAAACGGAGAAGUCGUUGCAGGAGACAAGGCGUUCUUUGGAGAGUGCAGAGAAGGAAAAUCGUGUCUCACACCGCUACCUGACGGAUGCCUUUUCCUUCAUUGAGAGGCUGGAGCGUCGAAUCAAGCGGCGCGACGACUUCAUCGAGAAACUAAAGCUUCGACAAGACUCCAUGGAAGAGCGGUACGAAAAGAUUUUGUGGUGCUUGAAUGAGUUGCAAACCCUUAGGGGUCAGCACUCCUACGUAGACUAUCUUCUCUCCGAGAAUAACGUGUGGUCCAUGUUUCUUUUCUCACGUCUUCAAUGCCGCUUGGCGAGUGUGGGUCACGUUGACGAGGUGGCAUACGAUACAAGUAUCCCCCUCUAUUUCCGACGCACGGCAGCAGGAGGGAAGUUGGCCGAUGCUUACAGCCCACAGCUUGUGUACAGAUUGAUAACAGAACACGUUCAGGGAAAGCGAAGGGGCCUACCGGUGGCCAAUGAUACUUUCCCCUUCGCAGUACCAUGCUGGAGGGGGAUGCAUUCUAUUAGCUACUUUUCUGCUACCGGCGGCAACCGGACUCCCAACACAAGCAUUAUGCUCUCUGGGGAGCUAACUCAUGAUCGACCGCGGCGCAGUCUACCGCUCCUGACGCUCGCAACUGUGCUGCUGCCACCGCAGAAUGGCGCAGCACCCGGGGAAGUGAUUGUCGAUGAAGAUAUACCCAACAGUGGACAGUACGACCAACUCACUCUCCGCUACCUUAUAUAUUGCUUCUGGGGAGAGCGUUUGACGCAGUACAAGCGGGAAACGGAGCGUCGGCGUGAAGAAUACAUAGCUGCAAGGGAAAAGGCGGCUGCACUUGAUAUUUCAGUUGACGUGGACAUAGAGAGUGGGGCAAAUGACAUGGAUGAAAGCAUUAAAUUUCCCACUUUCUUGGCUGCUCUUGUUGAAUACGUGCGCCGCCUUUGCCCCUAUAAGGCUCCGAAAGGGGAAGAGGAGAGUGCGCCCAAGCUUGUGGGUCCCGUCUUUGUUCGUGGUGUGGUGCUCAACCUCGAGGGAGCGCCUGCCAACCCACGCAUGUGCCUUCCCUUCAUCUUUCAAAAAGAAGAAAACGGGUCGGAGACGCCAGUUCCACUUUCCCCUCAGGCCCGUGAGCUGCUCUUCGCACUUUACUACUACGCGGAGGAAUACAAGGAUGUGGACUCGGACUUCCGCCUCUUCCACCUGGUUGCACAUCAGCAGUUACCUGAGUUGGUUGCCAUCAACUUCUACGCCAGCAUGGAGGCCAUGCGCACCGAAUGCGAUAACGUUAUUUGCGAGAGCCUCAGGGGGACCCGGAACGCACCCGAAGACAAAACGUGCGACGGUGCUGAACAGCAAUGCCCGGACGAAGCUACAACGGAAUUACUUUUCACUGAUUCGCCAGCGGAGACACUGCGCAAGGUGGCAGUGAUGGUCGACGAGGCCCCUCUAGCUGAGGAAGACACUUGCAUGGAGGCUGAUAGUGAUGGAGAAGGGUAUGGUGUUAUACUUCCGGGAGCCGUAGGGGAAAAUGAGGGGAACAAGGAGAAGCAAGAGGCCGGGCAGGAGCCGACCCCUUGCUACUUGACGAAGUUGAAACAUGACAUCCUGGCUUGUCUCAACAGGAAUACCGAAAAACCUGAGGCCAGUGCCACCAAUACUUCUGUACGGUCACCUAAGGCCGACGAUACCACCGAAACAUCAGACGCACUCUCCGUCCCGAAACAGUGGAAGCGCAUCGACGAAAAGUUGCAGCACAUGCUGGCUCCAUUUUCGUCCCUUUUGCAUGCAUUUAAGAAAUACAAGGAGCGAAGGUCUCUCGGCGGGCGGCGUUGCGACAGACAUAAGGCGAGAUGUCGUUUAGAUAUGCUUCCCGGUUCCCGGUCACUGAUUGCCAUUGAGACGUUUAUUGCAAUACUGCAUAAGCAUUGCUUUGCCACAUACGCCCUCUCCUGUUCCGGAAGUGUCCGCUCCUCGCUUCUUGACGCUGCAAUGAAGGGUGGCCAUGGUGGGAAUGACGCAAAUGAUGUGGGCCCCUUCACACGUGUUGGCCAAUUGCCGCCCAUGAACAAGCACAUCCGCCGCCUGCGGUUUGCCAUUGCAAUGGAUCAGCCCUCCUCUCUUUUGCGAUACACCGACCUCUUCACUGUGGAUUCGCGGUUUGGUACGCCAUCUCACUUCCAUAACGAAUACCUUAGAUUAACCAUCGAUACGUACCUUGAGCAACAAGAGGCAUACAUGAAUAUCAUCCUUGGUUCAUGUGUGGUUCGUGAUGGACGCACCAUUCCCACUCCAGUGGUGGAUUCGGAUGGCAUCUUGCCAUUCCCGGCGCUUCGGGCGGGUUUUGAAGCCGUUCUUCGGAAGUUGUCUUUCGCUCCCAAAGAAAGCAACAUAGUGGCCAAACAUUUCCUUAACUACUGUGACUUGCUGCGACAUGAGGAUGAUAUCCGGCAGGAACAAUACGUUGAUGCACCGCUAGUAAUAUGCGCAGAGGUGGUAUCUAAAAAAGAUUUUGCGAGAGAAUCUGCAUUACUGAGAGAGCACAGUUGGUCUGUGGAGGAUGAGGCAGCCUCCUGUUCACUUUUGCAUCUCUCGUUUGCCGCACGAAUGAUGUAUAUUGUUUGGGGAUUGAAUUCCUCUUCGAAAGGGCGGUUAGCGAUCUCAAUGCUUCCAGGAGCUGCCCGUAGUUUUGUGAACGCAGGUUGUACGAUUGGCGGGCAGUUGGUGCCUUCAGAGAGCUCCGACUCCGCAGAAGGGUUAUGCCCACUUCGAGAGGACCUUGAGCCCCUCUUUAGGUUUGAAGUGGAGGAAGAGUGCCGUGAUGCGCUAAACCGCGCUAAAGUUGGGUACGGGCGACGCAAUGAAUUGCGGCAGCUGCUGAUGGAAACAGAAGAUGUACCGACAACGAAGGCAACGGAGUCAUCAGCGGCAAUCACCGACGUGCGAGAGGUCGAGGGAAUGGAUCCGUGGGAGUUGCUGGUAGAUAUUGGUUGCUUUUGUCCCCUUUUUGGUGCUAGAUUGCGUCCGGGAACACAUUCAUUGCACGGGGAAGCCACGUCCGUGUGUUCUAGGAAGACUAGAACUUCCAAGCGCGUUUCUCCGAGGCCAUCGUCAUGUGACACCGAUGCCCCAGCGGGAGCCAUUCAUUUGUCAGGUGGCGCCUCGCUUUUACGGUUUUUCGGUGCCCGGCGGGCUGCGAAAACGAAAGGCGAUAAGCGGAAGUCAAAGAAUCGCAGGAACUCUCAAGAAUUACCGGGAGCAGUGUUCGCGCAAGUACUGCGUUCUGAGGUCGCGCCUGUUCACUACCAAAGUAUAUUAGAAAACCUUGCUGCUGUGAGCUCUGAGGCAAACGCCUCCGUUAAGUGUGUUGUUGACCUUGCGAAUGCCACAAGUCUCCUUCGUAAUCCCCAUGUUUCGUCGCCCCACUCCGCAUCGUUACAGCAGCAGACGGAGGUAAGCAAUUCUACGAUCCCCGAAUCGCCGGCCUCACGGCGCUCAAGGGCGGCAAAGGGCCGAGAUGGUCACGCAUCAUUUUUGGAUGGCAGCGAGCAGCGGGCCUACAGCCCACUCGCCAUGUCAUCUUCAGACAAAAGCGAGCUGGAAGGCGGGGAUCUGGCACCCUCGUCGUUGGCGAGACAACUCCACGUUGCCUCCGCAGUACUCAGUUUAUUGUAA
Messenger RNA from Trypanosoma brucei brucei TREU927, 4887 nucleotides. RefSeq lists its product as hypothetical. The record is from RefSeq and is a predicted model, not a curated record. The transcript has a single exon. NCBI's taxonomy places the organism in Eukaryota, Euglenozoa, Kinetoplastea, Trypanosomatida, Trypanosomatidae. Bases 1 to 4887 code for a protein of 1628 amino acids.